Oryzias melastigma (Indian medaka) is the source of this 1472-nucleotide messenger RNA. RefSeq names its product MICOS complex subunit mic25a. The record is from RefSeq and is a predicted model, not a curated record. Gene Ontology annotation, biological process: inner mitochondrial membrane organization. Lineage: Eukaryota; Metazoa; Chordata; Actinopteri; Beloniformes; Adrianichthyidae. Gene Ontology annotation, cellular component: MICOS complex; mitochondrion. Bases 439 to 1188 code for a protein of 249 amino acids. The transcript is spliced from 10 exons.
UUUUUUAUUUUUCAUUUUUAUUUAUUUCCCCUUCUCUUGAUUGUCUCUGAUUAUUUUAUAUGUUGAUUAGUAAGACAUCAUUACAUGAUUUUUAUUAUUUUUUCUAGAAUGUCUCAAAUAUUGUACUUAUUGUGUUUAAAAAGUAGAUUUCCUCUCAUUCGCCAUUGGUGUUCUAGCGUUUAUAUACUACAUUUCCCAUCAGCCCUUGGUUUAUUUAUGUUAAAUACAACGCGUCAUCAACGAUUUCUUCAGCCAAUGAGCUUCAAGGAUACUGGCGAGCCAGAAUGACCUUUAUUGGAGCAUUUUCCAGCCACUGGUCGCUGCUGAAGCGACUCUCACUCUUCGGUGAAACUCAUGUCCUCCUGGCGAAGCGCGCGAGCGGGCUUCUAGGGGCUUUUGGCGGUCGGAAUACCCCGCGGGCUCGGGCAGCUGGGCAGGAUGGGGGCAAACGGGAGCUCGGCGAGGAACGUGUCUUUCGGUUUGGAUGACGACAAGAAGGUCACGGUUAUUGAAGGAGUCCGGCUGUCAGGAGACGUUCUCCGCAGGAUGAGAGAAGCUCAGGAGUCUGGGAAGCCCAAACCGUCCACGGGUCCACCUGAAGGUCACAAACCAGAAGCAAAACCAGAAGGAGUUUCCACUAAAGAGGCACAGGAGGAGAUGCGCAAAAACUUUGAGCAUCAGCAGGCUUUGGUGCAGGAGCAGCUGGCCAAACUGGCCCAGAGGGAGAAGGAGAUCUCCGCCGCCGCGGGGCUGAAGGAUUCCAGCGCCGCUGCCAUCAUGGAGAGGGGGAGGGCUCAUCACGAGCAAGAAAAAGCCAAGAUGCUGCCAGCAGAUUUGGAUGCAUGGGGCAAACAGUUGGAGAGAAAGGAGGCGGAGCUCGCCACGUUGUCCACCUUUUAUAAGGAGCAAUUAGAAAUCCUGGAGAAGAAGAGUUUUGAAGAAGCACCAACAGCGCCAACAGUGCGCUCCUCUCCUCCCCCCCUAACCCAGAUGGGCAGCGACAGAACUUGGACCACUACAAGCAGACGGCUGAAGAGUACAACCAGGCAGCUAGUAGAGCUGAAGCUCACUUACGACCCCGGAGGACUGAAGCUUUCUGCACUGACCUGCAGGCCAAGGUGCUCCAGUGCUACAGAGAAAACCCCCAGCAGACUCUGCUCUGCUCCAGCCUGGCCAAACAAUACAUGAGCUGCGUUCAACAAGCUAAGAGCUCCUUGACGAAUCACGGCUGAGGAGCCCAAAGAACGCAGCAACAGAGGAUGGCAUGAAGAAGAGCCUCGCCUUUUUUUUUCUUCCUUCCUUUUGCGUCUGCAUCUGUCCGUCGGUCCGUUUAUCAGCCUCUGACUGACCCCCUCCACUUCGGAUUCCAGUUCCUGACACCUCCCUGUAAAGCGUACGACGUGUUGAUUUAUUGUCAAGUUGAGGCAGCGCUCCCCUGCUGCCAUUGAAAAUAAAUUCCAAUUAUUCAGUGA